Messenger RNA from Oryctolagus cuniculus (rabbit), 1515 nucleotides. The record is from RefSeq and is a predicted model, not a curated record. NCBI's taxonomy places the organism in Eukaryota, Metazoa, Chordata, Mammalia, Lagomorpha, Leporidae.
GACGGAGCUGAGCACCGCCAGCCCCCACUGGGUCGGCGCCUGGUGGAUCGGCUUCCUGGGCUCCGGAGUGGCCGCUGUCCUCAUCGCCAUCCCCAUCCUCGCCUACCCCAGGCAGCUGCCAGGCUCCCAGCGCUACGUGGUCAUGCGGGCAGCAGAAACACACCGGCUGGGAGACGGCGGCCCCAAGGCCACCAGCAGCCCUGACUUCGGGAGGACCGUCAGGGACCUGCCCCUUUCCAUCUGGCUGCUGCUGAGGAACCCUGUGUUCGUCCUGCUGUGCCUGGCGGGGGCCACGGAGGCCACGCUCAUCACCGGCAUGUCCACGUUCGGGCCCAAGUUCUUUGAGGCCCAGUUCAGCCUGAGUGCCUCGGAGGCCGCCACCUUGUUCGGGUUCCUGGUGGUGCCGGCGGGCGGCGGCGGCACGUUCCUGGGUGGCUUCUUCGUGAACAGGUUCAGGCUGCGGGGCUCGGGCGUGGUCAGGCUCUGCCUGCUCUGCGCCCUCACCAGCCUGCUGGCCACCCUGGUCUUCCUCACGCACUGCCCCCACGCGCCCGUGGCGGGGCUGCCGGCCGCCCACGACGGCAGCCCGCUGCCCGGAGGCCGCCCGACGCCCGCCGCGGCCUGCAACGCCUCCUGCGGCUGCGGGCCCCAGCACUACAGCCCCGUGUGCGGCUCCGACGGCCUCACCUACUACUCCCCCUGCCACGCGGGCUGCCCCGCAGCCACCGAGCCGGGCCCCGACGGCCAGCAGGUGCACCGAGGCUGUAUCUGUGUCGCUCACAACCUGUCCUCGGGCCUGGGCCACGCGACCGCGGGGAAGUGCGCUGCGCCGUGCCGGGCCAGGCCCCUGCUGCUGGUGUUCGUGUUCGUUGUCAUUGUCUUCACCUUCCUCAGCAGCAUCCCCGCGCUGACCGCCACGCUACGGUGUGUCCAUGAGCGGCAGAGAUCCUUUGCGCUUGGAAUCCAGUGGAUCCUCGUUAGAACACUAGGGGGCAUCCCAGGGCCCAUCGCGUUCGGCUGGGUGAUGGACAAGGCGUGCCUGCUCUGGCAGGACCAGUGUGGCCAGCAGGGCUCCUGCUUUGUGUACCAGAACGCGGCCAUGAGCCGCUCCAUGCUUGGCGUGGGGCUCACGUACAAGGUGCUGGGCUUCAUCUUCUUCGCCAGUGCUUGCUACCUGUACAAGCCCCCCCCAGGGUCUCCGGAUGGCCCAGAGGCCUCCCUGCCCAGCCAGUCCUCGGCCUCCGACAGCCCCGCCGCCCCCGCCUCCGCCUCCGCGGUGCCCCAGGAGCUUCCGGACGCCGGCCACAGCACCCAGGACCCACGGGAGGCCCCACAUUGGAUUCUGAGGCCCACGGUUGCGAUGGAGACACAGUGAGGGGGUGCCUGGGCACGUGCCCGGCUCGGCGCAGAGCUGAAGGAGCCCAAGGCCCCCGGGACAGCAGGACGCUGGGUCGUCCCCCGCCCCCGGGGCUGGCAGCUCUGGAGGGGCCGUGUCGUGCCGGAGGCGUGCUCCCA